Symbiodinium sp. CCMP2456 is the source of this 2019-nucleotide messenger RNA. NCBI's taxonomy places the organism in Eukaryota, Dinophyceae, Suessiales, Symbiodiniaceae. The record is from the annotation of a GenBank genome assembly.
GUGGAGGAGAACGGCAAGAAGCCUGCAGCUUACAAUAUACUUUGCACCCUUAGUCAGUUGCAGGCUUCGCAUGAAAUGACCCCCCAGCUUGGUCGUUUUACAUUUCGUUCCGCAUGCUGGGAGUAUUUCGCCUUGCUCCCCGCAGGAUCCGAGACGAACAACGCAGCUCUAGAUGGAAAUCUUUUCUUCUUGCAGCUGUACACAGAGGUGGGUGGUUUCUUGGAUGCUGCUGGGCUCCAAGCGGUCGCAGGCUCCACACCGCUGCACUGGGCUGCACGAUAUGGCCACGCCCCAAUUGUCAGGUUGCUCCUGGACUCCAAAGCUAGUCCAGAUGAGCAAAACAACAUGGGCGACACCGCCAUGCACGAGGUGGUUGCCAAAGCCAACUUGUCGCUCCGAAACCGCGAGUCUCGGACACCGCUGGAGGCCCUAAAGCCGGGGUCACUCACAAGAACAAGGCAUGGGUUAUUAGCAGGGCUGACAAUGCGCACCGCUCUGCUGGCUUGCUUCGCGCUGAGCCAUGCCGAGCUGCUCUGCUGGCGGAAUUCGGUGCCAAAGAGGAGCCGCAGCACUUGGUCCAAUGCGCGAUGUUUGCUGCAAAGUUCUGCUGAGGUCCCGCAGUGCUCCUGGCGUGUUGCCAGUCGCAGCCCGACACGCUGGGAAGUCGCAGCAACGCUGGACAUGCAUUCUGACGCGGUGUGUGGGGUUGCGUGGUCCCCGAACCAGCAGCGGAUACUCACUGCAAGUGCUGAUGGCACCGUGGGUCUUUGGGAGGAGCAGAACAUCAGCUACUCUCCAGUGCAAAAUCACGACCCAGAAGCAUUUCAACUGGUGGCCAUCCUUGGCUCCAACAGCCACAGUCCGGUCCGCGAUGCGACCUGGUCACCGGACAGCGAGCUGAUCCUAGCUGCAAGUCUGGACGGCUCGGCGAGAGUCUGGCAGCUCGCGGGCGACGCGCGCCGGAUCCUGCGCAACGUGAGCGAGGCUGACUUAGAGGACUUCCACUCCGACAACGCCUCGGAGGACAACUUCACCAGGCUCCGACCUCCGGCAGUGCAGGGACGUCUUCUGGAGCCUUGGUCUGUACACUCCAUGCUCAUGCAGUCGGACACAGCGCUGGCAGUGGAAUGGAGCUCCAAUGAGAGUGCUGUAGGUCGUGUGCUCGCCGGCUCGCGAGAGCGAACGGCCUGUGUGUCCCAUCGCGAUGCGAGCUUCGAGCCUUGCGCGUCCAGCCAUGAGCUCGCGGAGCGCAGCACCGGGGCUUCCUACCUGCUAGGUUUGGACCAUUCUGCAUCAAUUUGGCAUGCGAGCAAAGAAAUUCCCAGCCGCUGGGCCCUGGAAGCAACGCUGGAGGGCGUCCAUCACUUAAUGGUCUCUGUUCGAUGGUCACCAGACGGCAAAGAGCUCCUGACGGGGGGCAGCGACGGCCUCGCCCGCAUCUGGACCCUUACCGACACGGACUUCCAGGGUAGCGGUCGACAGCGCUGGAACCUCCGGGCGAAGAUGCAGGUGCACAGCCAGGCUGUUCGAGCCGUUGCUUGGUCUCCUGAUGGACAGCACGUGCUGACGAGCGGUCGCAGGGGCUACGCAUAUAUCUGGCAUCCCUUGGAGGGUGAUGCCGACUGGGUGCUCAAGGGGUUCCUGACGCAAGCAAAUGGCAUGGAAGUGCCACCGAACUUGACGAACACGGCGUUGCAUUCACCAGUGAACCCGGAACGCCUGGACACUCUGCACUCGGACUCCAACAUGGGCUGGGUUUCCGACUGGUCGCCUGUCCACGUUGCAUCCUGGUCCUCGGACGGGCGCAGGAUCGCGACCGGCAGCCCAGACGGUUCAGUGCGCCUGUGGUUGAAUGAUCUGACGGUUUAUGGCCGGUGGACGUUGGAGGCAACCCUUCAUGGCCACUCGCACGAGAUCUGGUCCUUGGCCUGGUCUCCGGACAGCCGAGAACUGGUUACGGGCGACCAGCUUGGUCGAGCUCGACUGUGGCAGAUGAGAGAUGAGGACAUGCAGCACUGA